Molecule: messenger RNA, 1801 nt
Organism: Syngnathus typhle (broad-nosed pipefish)
Lineage: Eukaryota; Metazoa; Chordata; Actinopteri; Syngnathiformes; Syngnathidae
Gene: fh
Product: fumarate hydratase
Exons: 2
Coding region: 79-1581 (500 amino acids)
Biological process (GO): malate metabolic process; tricarboxylic acid cycle; fumarate metabolic process
Cellular component (GO): tricarboxylic acid cycle heteromeric enzyme complex; mitochondrion
Molecular function (GO): fumarate hydratase activity
Source: RefSeq, a predicted model, not a curated record
AUUCGCCCAAUGACAGCCCUCCGAGCGAAAGGCAGUUUCGCUAGUGACCUCCUCUGUCUUCACCUCUAAUGUGCAGCCAUGUUUCGCUCUUUUCAACGUGUCCAGCAGCUGCAGCGCAACUUGCGGACUUUGCCGAGUGUCCGCGCCGACUGUAAAAUCCUCCUCAUAAACCCGUGCAGAAUGGCCAGCUCUGACUUCAGGAUCGAGCGGGACACGUUCGGUGAGCUCAAGGUCCCGGCCGACAAGUACUACGGAGCCCAGACUGUCAGAUCCACCAUGAACUUCAAGAUCGGGGGACCUUCCGAGCGAAUGCCGUUGCCGCUCAUCCAUGCCUUCGGAAUCCUGAAGAAAGCGGCGGCUCAGGUCAAUAAAGACUACGGUCUCGACCCCAAGAUCGCGGACGCCAUUUGCCAGGCGGCGGACGAGGUGGCGGCUGGAAAGUUGGACGAUCAUUUCCCUCUGGUGGUGUGGCAGACCGGCUCCGGAACCCAAACCAACAUGAACGUCAACGAGGUGAUCAGCAACCGGGCCAUCGAGAUCCUGGGAGGACAGUUGGGCUCCAAAGAUCCGGUCCAUCCCAACGACCAUGUCAACAAGAGCCAAAGCUCCAACGACACUUUUCCCACGGCCAUGCACAUCGCCGCAGCCACGGAGGUCCAUCAAGUUGUCAUCCCGGGACUGCAAACUUUGCACGACGCAUUGACAGCCAAGGCGGAGGAGUUCAAGGACAUCAUCAAGAUCGGUCGCACUCACACACAGGACGCCGUGCCGCUGUCACUGGGCCAGGAAUUCAGCGGGUACGUGCAGCAGGUCAAGUACAGCAUAGAACGGGUGAAAGCGGCCAUGCCGCGGGUGUAUGAACUGGCGGCCGGCGGCACGGCGGUGGGAACGGGCCUCAACACGCGUGUGGGCUUCGCCGAGAAGGUGGCAUCCACCGUCUCCACCCUCACCGGGCUACCCUUUGUGACGGCGCCAAACAAGUUUGAGGCGCUGGCAGCCCAUGACGCCUUGGUGGAGCUGAGCGGGGCCCUCAACACGGUUGCAGUGAGCAUGAUGAAGAUCGCCAACGAUGUGCGGUUCCUGGGAUCUGGCCCACGUUCAGGCCUGGGCGAGCUCAUCCUCCCCGAGAACGAGCCAGGCAGCAGCAUCAUGCCCGGCAAGGUCAACCCCACGCAGUGCGAGGCCAUGACCAUGGUGGCCGCCCAGGUGAUGGGCAACCACGUGGCGGUGACAGUGGGCGGCAGCAACGGCCACUUUGAGCUCAACGUCUUCAAGCCCAUGAUAGCCAAGAACGUGCUGAACUCGGCGCGCCUGCUGGGUGACGCCGCCGUCUCUUUCAGCGCCAACUGCGUGUCGGGCAUCCGGGCCAACGUCGAGAGAAUCGACAAGCUGAUGAACGAGUCGCUCAUGCUGGUGACGGCGCUCAACCCGCACAUUGGCUACGACAAGGCGGCUGCCAUCGCCAAGACGGCGCACAAGAAGGGUUCCACGCUCAAGAAGGUGGCCGUGGAGCUCGGCUACCUCACUGAGGAAGAGUUCGAUCGCUGGGUCAAGCCCAGCGACAUGCUGGGACCCAAGUGAACCUGCUCAAAGUUCAUCACGGACGUUUAAUUUAAUUGAUGGGAAUCAUGUGGCUGGACUAAGGGGGGGAGGAAUGCUGCAUUAUAACCGCACACAGAGGAAUGGGUGUGUCAGUACAGUUGAAUUGAUUUUUUUUACAUCAUGUGCCAUCCUAAUUGUUUCCAAAUGGCCUGUGGUUGACACAAUGUAAAUGUAUUGAUUAAAAAGCCAUACUGACGCA